Messenger RNA from Vigna unguiculata (cowpea), 1152 nucleotides. RefSeq lists its product as uncharacterized. The record is from RefSeq and is a predicted model, not a curated record. NCBI's taxonomy places the organism in Eukaryota, Viridiplantae, Streptophyta, Magnoliopsida, Fabales, Fabaceae.
AUGUUAGAUGAUGUUGUUGAGUAUGUUGGAGAAGUAAACAUAGUUCAAGUUGUCACUGAUAAUGCUGCAAAUUUCAAGGCAGCUAGAGAUUUGUUGAUGCAAAAAAGAGAACGAUUGUAUUGGACUCCAUGUGCUGCACACAAUAUUGAUUUGAUCUUUGAAGAUUUUGAAAAGAAUUUGAAGGUCCAUGAAUUGACAAUCAAGAAGGGAAGAAGGAUUACCAUUCACAUUUAUGGAAGAACAAUGUUGAUUUCGUUGUUGAAAAAGUUCACUAAAGGUAGAGACUUGAUAAGACUAGGUGUGACUAGAUUUGCCACGACAUAUUUGACUCUUGGUUGUCUUUUUGAAUUGAAGGCAUCAUUAUUGACCAUGUUUCACUAUGAUGAGUGGAAGAUAAGCAAAUUUGGAACUUCACAAGAGGGGAAAAGAAUAGAAUGCGUGGUAUUAGACAACCGAUUUUGGAAGAAUGUCUCCACAUGCUUGAAGGCUACUGCCCCUCUUAUGGUGGUCUUAAGAUUGGUGGAUUCAGAUGUAAAACCCGCAAUGGUUAUGAAGAGAUGUGAUGAUGGUAAAGAGGUUAAAGAAGGAUUGUAUGAGUGCAUGAGAAGAUUGGUGCCAUAUAUUGCAGAAAGAAGAAAAACUAAUUUGCAAAUUGUUCAAUUUCAUUUUGCUAGAGGUCUUCUUGGAAUGGAAGAUGCAAAUGAAUGUAAGAAAGCAUUAAAUCCUGGUGAAUGUUGGGAGAUGUUUGGGGAUGCAACUCCGGAGUUGAAGAGAUUUGCUAUUGGAAUUCUAAGCUUGACUUAUAGUUCUUCGGGUUGUGAGCAUAAUUGGAGCUCAUUCGAGAUGUUCAAAAGUAGACAAAUUCAAAAAACUGUCGCUCUACCAUUUGAUGACAUUGAAUCAGAUGAUGAAUGGAUAACUGAAGAGGCAGAUGAUGUUGUUGAGAUUAAGCAAGCUGAAGGUGAAAUUGAUGUUCAAAAUGUUCCCUUAGAUGGACCAACAACAGAUCCAGCUCUAGAUGCUCUUGAUCUUGAUAACAUAACUUUUGAUGCCAAUGAGGAUGCACAUGUUUCAUCAGGGGAGGAGUUGGAUGAAGAUGAUGAUGAUGAUGGAGAUGAUGAUAUCAUUAGAGGAUUAGAUGAUUACACAUAG